Molecule: messenger RNA, 1455 nt
Organism: Closterium sp. NIES-65
Lineage: Eukaryota; Viridiplantae; Streptophyta; Zygnematophyceae; Desmidiales; Closteriaceae
Source: the annotation of a GenBank genome assembly
AUGCCCGCCCGGGCAACACGGGGGCGACUGCGUGUGUCUUUGUCAGGGAUGCGGAGAGGUGAGCUAGGGAAAGGGGAUGUGGGGGUUGGUGAAUGGGAGGAUGGGUGGAUGGGAGGUUGGGUGGAUGGGAGGAUGGGUGGAUGGGAGGAUGGGUGGAUGGGAGGAUGGGUGGAUGGGAGGUUGGGAGGAUGUGAGGAUGGGUGGAUGUCAGCCUUUGAGUGGCACUACGGCAGCAUCAGGGACAACACUAAGAACGUGAGCGCCCACCGCCCCAUCUACUGCCCCAAGAUCCUCGAUUUCUCCACAGUCGUGGCACUGAACGGGUCAUGGAACAUCGACCUUAUGAAGCGAUUCUCCACAGAGAUUCCACUUCUUGUGGCCGGAAAGCCGCUGUACACGUGGCCGUAUCCCAUGGGAAGCCCUCCCGAUCAUAAUGGAUUUGGUGUGGGGUUCCCACUUCAGGGCAAUCUGUCUCAGGUUAACACAAGCAGGGCCGCUGCCUCGGCAUCAAUGGUGUAUGGGACGCUUGCUGCCUCCGUUGACGUGGCAUCCAUCGCACAAAAGGUCCUGGAGGAGCUGUAUGCACCUGACUCAUCAAAAUCCUUUGAGCUAUACGACAUCACCGACCCAGCCUCUCUCUUCGCCAUCGUCUCACCAGUCCCCCCUCACGCUUAUUUCCGCCCGGACGACUCUCGCUCCUACAUGCUUCCCUCGCCUCUCUCCGAAACCCGCCCCUGGGAGGGACCAUCCGUGGUGCCUCUGGACAAGCUGGGAGCGGGCGUGCGCAAGUAUGAGGCCUGGUGCAGGUGCCCCUGGAAGGGACCGGUCGUAGUGCCUCUGGAUGAGCUGGGAGCGAGCGUGUGCAAGUACGAGACCUGGUGCAGGCACACCCAACCUCCCAACACGUGGCAAUCAUGGGGAAUCCCCAUCCUCAUCGCCCUCUUUACCCUCCUCCUCGUGCUGCUCGUGCUGCUGACGGCGCGGAUCCAACGAGCGCAGUUCUUCCAGACCCAGCAGCAGAUGGCAGACGCCGACAGGCUGAGGAGGAAGGCCGAGGAUGCAGAGGCGUCAAAGAGCAUGUUUGUGGCGGACAUGUCGCAUGAGCUCAGAACACCAAUGAUGGGGAUCAUCGAUUUGGAGGGAGCAGAGGCGUCAAAGAGGAUCUUUGUGGCGGACAUGUCACAUGAGCUCAGAACACCAAUGAUGGGGAUCAUCGGCAUGCUCGAUGCGCUAGCGGACAUGGCUCUCCAGCCCCCUGAGCUGUCAGACCUCCUCACGGCACGGGGGUGUGCAAUGGAUGCCCUGCAUCUGGUCAACCGCGUGUUGGACCUGGCGAAACUGGAGGCAGGCAAGGCGGUGGUGGAUGAGACGGUGAUUGACGUGCGGGAGUGGCUGGAUGCUGCGUUGCACUGGCACGCAGAGGAAGCGCGCUCCAAAGGCAUUGCGUGUGAGUGA